Messenger RNA from Insectozyma verbasci, 1548 nucleotides. NCBI's taxonomy places the organism in Eukaryota, Fungi, Ascomycota, Pichiomycetes, Serinales, Debaryomycetaceae. The record is from the annotation of a GenBank genome assembly.
AUGAGAUUUGGUUUACCAGCAGAUUAUGAAGUAGAAUUGGUUAAAGAGGUAAAGAAUGAUAUAGUGAUAAAAAGUAUAGAAGUUGAAGAAAAGGAAGAGGAAAAAUUACCAUUAGUUACAAUACCCAGUCAUGAUAAAUCAAUGCAACCAUUAAAUGUUAAGAAUCUAAUAUUGGAAUCUCAGUUCAAUGAUAUCUAUGAACAAAUUAAAAAUUAUACUAUUGAGGUGUUCAAUCAGAAUCAAUUAUUAGAUGAGAUAGAGUAUCAGAAAUUGCACAAUAAAUUAACUAGAAAUCAACAAUUGGAAGAAUCAAAUAUAAAUGCAUUGAUCAAUUCAUUUUCAAAUAUUUUAAGUUUACAGAAUGAUGAGGUCAAUAAUAUAAUCUUAAAACAUAAAGAGAGAAUAAAAAGAGAAGAGGAAUCGAAAAGACGUCUAGAAGAAGAAAGAAGAAGAAUGGAGGAAGAAAAACGGAAACAAAGAGAACUUGAAAUAAAGAAACAAAAAGAGGAGGAACUUCGGAGAAUUGAAGAACAGAAAAGGAUAGCAAAUGAGGAACAAGAACGUAAACGAAAAGAAGAAGAGGCCAAAAUAAAAACACAACAAGAAAGGGAUUUGAAACUUAAACAAGAAUUAGAAAAUAAAAAGAGACAAGAAGCUGGAAAAUUAAAUUUUACAAAUUAUGACAACAUAGAAAAGCAAUUUUUAAAAUAUAAACAAGACAUCAUAGAUAUAAAAACGAAUGUAGUCUCAAAAUUAAAUGAAGAUAAAGAAUUAAAGAAACAAUUAAUGCCCUUUAAAAGGAAAUUAAAUCCUAAAUUUGGUCAAUUAUCAAAUUCUCAAUCCCAACUUAAUAAAAUCACAAAUGAAGUGCUUUCAAUGAUUGAACUUACAAAGUCAAAUGAGCUUAUCUUCAAAUGGAUUUUAAAUUUUAUAGCUAAAGCAAUUAUAGAUCAAGCUGAGACUGAAGUUAUAGUUAGAUCAUUUGCAGCUAUACCAUUGGCUCAUUUAGCAUAUAGUAUUUUAGCUAAAUUUCCCGAAUUUGAAUAUUUUUUAACUGCUAGAUUUAUUAAAAAAUGUCCUUAUAUUAUAGGAUUCACAAGUUCAAUAGAUAGUGAACAAGGUAGAUCAAAUAUGGGAUAUAAAAGAAAUAAAGAUGAUAAUAAAUGGGAAGAUACGACUAAAUAUGAUGAAAGAAUGAGUGGAAUAAUAACUGUUUGGUCAGUAAUGUCAAGAAUACAUGAUGAAAAUCAAAUUGGUAUAUAUUCUUAUGAUUCGACUUGGAAAUUCUUAGCUAGAAUUUUAAAUUUAUCAAAUGAAUUACUCACUAAUACACAUUUUGCUUUAUUGGGUAAUUGGUGGGAGGCAACAGCAGUUGAAUUUUUAAAUCGUUUUGGCAAACAAGGUCAAAAGAUAUGUGAAUUGGUGGUUUUUGAUUUGACUAAUCUGGUUGCUAAUAAAAGUUUCCCAUCUGCUCAAAGAGUUAAAAUAAUGGGUGAAGAUUGGUUACAAAAUAGGAAAAUUGAAACAUUAAAGAGAAUGGAACUUUAA